AUGUGUGAUUGCUGAUUGAUUCCCAGCUGGCCAGAGAGCAUGGACCAAGUUACGCAUGGACACUUGGUGGCCAUUGGCCUGACGGAUUAGAUUUGAAGCUCGUGGAUGGAAGUUUCCCCGGCCUGAUUAUGUCCCAAAACGAACCCUGUCCACCGGUGGCCCCACCUUCCGGGGGCAAAAAGCCCUUUGACAAGAAGAAAUGGCGAGAAAAUAAAUACUCCAAAAAGACUAAGGUCGAUCAAUGGAAAGGCCAACGGGAAAAGUCGCUCAAGCACCGUUAUUUCAAGAUGAUGCGCAAACACGACGGAGCCAAUGCCAACAUGGCUCCUUUGGGCUCUCCCAAACCGGCCUCAACCCUGCCAGCCGCUGACACGCCCUCCAACCCAGCCCUCGACCCAACUACAGCCCCGAAUAAGAAGUGGCAUUCGAUCAAACAAGCGAAACAAGAGUUUGAAGCUCGUCAACAGAAAGCUGAGAAACGCCAAAAGGCCGAAGAAAAGAAGAAACGACAAAUGGAGCGGGUGGAAGCCUUGAAACAGUAUCGACAGAAAAAGGCUGAGAAAUUCAAGAUUUUGAGUCAGAAAACGCGGAAAGGUCAACCUGUUAUGGCCGGCCGUUUGGAGUUACUUCUCGAAAAAAUCCAGGCACAAUCGAAUGAAUAAAAGAAAAUAAUUACCUUAAUGUUUGA
This is a messenger RNA of Tigriopus californicus, 688 nucleotides long. Its product is annotated as thyroid transcription factor 1-associated protein 26-like. The record is from RefSeq and is a predicted model, not a curated record. Gene Ontology annotation, cellular component: nucleus. The coding region runs from base 129 to 662 and encodes 177 amino acids. Lineage: Eukaryota; Metazoa; Arthropoda; Copepoda; Harpacticoida; Harpacticidae. The transcript has 3 exons.